GCUAGGCGGGGGCCGCCCGCGCGCGGGGUGUGUGAGGACGCGCUCCCGGGUCGCGGAGUGCUUUGAGCCCAGGAGCGGUGACUGUGGUACCUGCUGCUGCCACCCGUGCGGACGCAGAGCAUCGGACGCGAGCGCUGUCGCUUGGGGCUGGAAGGUGAAGCUAUGACGGCCAUCAGUGAAAAUAUUCUCUUUGGAAUGGGAAAUCCUCUUCUUGACAUCACUGCUGUAGUGGAUAAGGAUUUCCUUGAUAAGUAUUCUCUUAAACCUAAUGACCAGAUUUUGGCUGAAGAGAAACAUAAGGAACUGUUUGAUGAACUUGUAAAAAAAUUCAAAGUUGAAUAUCAUGCUGGUGGCUCUACCCAGAAUUCAAUUAAAGUGGCCCAGUGGAUGAUUCAGCAGCCACACAAAGCAGCAACAUUUUUUGGAUGCAUUGGGAUAGAUAAAUUUGGGGAGAUCCUGAAGGAAAAAGCUGCUGAAGCCCAUGUGGAUGCUCACUACUAUGAACAGAAUGAGCAGCCAACAGGAACUUGUGCUGCGUGCAUCACCGGUGACAACAGAUCACUUGUAGCUAAUCUUGCUGCUGCCAACUGUUACAAAAAGGAAAAACAUCUUGAUAUGGAGAAAAACUGGAUAUUGGUAGACAAAGCAAGAGUUUAUUAUAUAGCAGGUUUUUUCCUCACAGUUUCUCCAGAGUCGAUUUUAAAAGUGGCUCACCAUGCUUCUGAAAACAACAGAAUUUUCACUUUGAAUCUGUCUGCACCAUUUAUUAGUCAGUUCUACAAGGAAUCAUUGAUGAAAGUUAUGCCUUUUGUUGACAUACUUUUUGGAAACGAGAUGGAAGCUGCCACUUUUGCCAGAGAGCAAGGCUUUGAGACUGAAGACAUUAAAGAAAUAGCGAGAAAGGCACAGGCUCUGCCAAAAGUCAACUCAAAGAGGCAGCGCAUUGUGAUUUUCACCCAAGGGAGAGAGGACACCAUAGUGGCUACAGAAAGUGAAGUCACCGCUUUUGCUGUCUUGGAUCAAGACCAGAAAGAAAUUGUUGAUACCAAUGGAGCUGGAGAUGCAUUUGUUGGAGGUUUUCUGUCCCAGCUGGUCUCUGACAAGCCCCUCACUGAAUGCAUCCGUGCCGGCCACUAUGCUGCCAGCGUCAUAAUUAGGAGGACUGGCUGCACCUUUCCCGAGAAGCCCAACUUCCACUGAUGGAAAAGCAUGAGGCUGCAUCCCAGGAGUACAGACACUGCCCUGAUUGCUUCCCGAGAAUUCCCACAUUCAUGAAGAAGAAAAUUAAAUGCCACCUUUCCUACUAUAGUAAUGUUGAUUCUUAAUUUAGGGGGUACAGUAAUGCACAAUAGAAUCUUUGUUCUCUCAACAACCUAAAGUAGGAGGUUUAUUUCCAUAGUCUGAUAGUGCCAGGUAAAUGUCAAUUAAACAGGAAUAUAGUAUUUCAAUUGAAAUUUUUGUUUCAUUUUCCAUUACAUUGUAAAUUCAUGUGUACUAAGCAAAGUGAUCAUUUUUUUACAUUUCUGCUUUGAAUGCAGAUGCAAUUUAAUACAAUAGAUUUUUUAAAAGGAAUUAAAGAUAAUACAUAAAUCUUUAGCUUUUAUACAAAUAUAUUUAAUUCAGAAGUGUGUUUAUACACAUAUACACACACAUGUGUUCAUACAUGUACCACAUAUAUACAUGACAAAUGGUUAAAUAAGGUAGAGAAAUAUCUUUCCAAGUUAUGCCAAGUAAUUUCAUCAGUGUGUACUCAAACAUGUAAUAAAUUUUGGAUAAUUAAUUUGCCAAAUUAUAAGCUAUAUUACAAUAUUCAAGUCAUAAUCUUAUAUUUACUUAUGGUACUCUGUAUUUGAUACAAAUAAAAACUUAUCAUAAAGGCC
Messenger RNA from Bubalus bubalis (water buffalo), 1880 nucleotides. It is a transcript of the gene ADK, whose product is annotated as adenosine kinase. Gene Ontology annotation, cellular component: nucleus; cytosol. The record is from RefSeq and is a predicted model, not a curated record. The transcript is spliced from 11 exons. The coding region runs from base 163 to 1200 and encodes 345 amino acids. NCBI's taxonomy places the organism in Eukaryota, Metazoa, Chordata, Mammalia, Artiodactyla, Bovidae. Gene Ontology annotation, molecular function: adenosine kinase activity. Gene Ontology annotation, biological process: purine ribonucleoside salvage.